AUGGCGACAGGAAACAACACCCCCAUCACCGAAUGGGUAUCCAAGAACUCCAAAACCGGCGAAUUCAAGCGCGGGGUAUCACAGUUCCGCGACUUCAUCUCCAGCGAGCCUGAUGCACAGUUUCCGCCGGAGAAGGGGCGGUAUCAUCUUUAUGUUUCGUAUGCUUGUCCAUGGGCGCAUCGAACAUUGAUUACUCGCAAGCUCAAGGGGUUGGAGGAUAUCAUCCCUGUGACGGCAGUACAUUGGCAUAUGGGUGAAAAGGGAUGGCGAUUCGUCACACUAGACGAAACCCUUCCUGGGGACGAUGUCCGCGCCGACCCAAUUCACCCAGGUUUCACGCAUCUGCGCGACAUCUACUUUGACGUAGACCCUGAAUACACAGGACGCUUCACUGUGCCAACAUUGUACGAUACCAAGACGAACCGUAUCGUCUCUAAUGAGAGCUCAGAAAUAAUCCGCAUGUUCUAUCACGGAUUCGACUCCCUCCUCCCCGAAUCGUAUGCAAAGAUCGACUUACUCCCUGACUCGCUCCGCGCCGACAUCGAAUCUUCCAACGAGUGGAUCUACAACGACAUCAACAACGGGGUGUACAAAUCCGGUUUCGCGACUUCGCAGGAAGCAUACGAAAAGGCCGUUACUACCCUUUUCGCAGCCUUGGACAAGGUCGAGGCCCAUUUAACCGGCAAGAAAUAUAUGUACGGCGACAGCGUCACCGAGUCUGAUAUUCGUCUGUACACAACAAUCGUACGAUUCGACCCCGUAUACGUUCAACACUUCAAGACCAAUCUCCGGGAUAUUCGGUCCGGAUACCCCGCGAUCCACAAGUGGUUGAGACAUUUGUACUGGGAUAUUCCCGCGUUUGGCGAAACGACGCAGUUUGAGCAUAUCAAGAAACAUUAUACAAAGUCGCAUGCGCAGAUCAAUCCGUUUGGGAUUACACCCUUGGGACCUGUGCCGGACAUUUUGCCCAAGGAUCAGGAGGUUAAUGCUGUUAAAGCAUUUUCUACAUAG
Molecule: messenger RNA, 1011 nt
Organism: Talaromyces marneffei
Lineage: Eukaryota; Fungi; Ascomycota; Eurotiomycetes; Eurotiales; Trichocomaceae
Exons: 5
Coding region: 1-1011 (336 amino acids)
Cellular component (GO): cytoplasm
Molecular function (GO): glutathione transferase activity
Source: RefSeq, a predicted model, not a curated record